Messenger RNA from Ailuropoda melanoleuca (giant panda), 2501 nucleotides. Its product is annotated as cationic amino acid transporter 3-like. Gene Ontology annotation, cellular component: plasma membrane. Gene Ontology annotation, biological process: amino acid transport; transmembrane transport. Gene Ontology annotation, molecular function: amino acid transmembrane transporter activity. NCBI's taxonomy places the organism in Eukaryota, Metazoa, Chordata, Mammalia, Carnivora, Ursidae. The record is from RefSeq and is a predicted model, not a curated record.
UGAGAGCCCAGCUAAACUCCACUGGAAGUCCUGACUCUGCAUGGCCAAGCUCCUUACCUGUCUCUGGAUUUGUCUGCACUUUCUUCUCAGGUCUCUCUCCUCUGAGGCAAAAAAAAAACAACAAAAAACAAAAAAAGGCCAUGGGCAUUAUGGAAGGAUAACAUGUACCAGAAGAAAUAGGAAGCAGCAGCUUUGAAGCCUGAGCAAUGGACCUCGGCAGCCCCCUCCUACCAUGGCUUAACUCAAUCUCACUGAACCAGAUCCAACACUGUUGGCUCCCUGGGCUUGCUACUGCUCCCUGAUCCUUAGAAUCUCUUCAAUUCCAUCUAGAAUGCUGCGUCAGGCACUUCGCAGACUUGGUCAAAAGCUGGUACGCAGACAUCCGCUGAAGAAAGUGUUUGAGUAUACAACUGGCAUAAAACUGAGCACUCUGGACUUAGUGGCUCUGGGUGUGGGUCGCACAGUGGGUGUUGGUGUGUAUUUCCUGGCUAAUGAGGUGGCUAGUAAUCAAGCAGGACCAUCCAUUGUGAUCUGCUUUUUGGUGGCCGGCCUGACUUCAUUGUUGGCUGGGCUGUGCUAUGCAGAGUUUAGUGCCCGGGUUCCCCAUUUUGGCUCUGCAUAUCUCUACAGCUUUGUCAGUGUAGGUGAAUUCUGGGCUUUCAUCACUGGCUGGAACCUUGUCCUCUCCUUUGUUGCGGACGCAUUUGUUUUGGUCCAGGCCUGGACCAUACCUUUUGACAUCCUGACUGGGACCCGGAUGUCUGAGACCCAGCAUGAGACCAUCUCAGAGCAAGUUCCCCAAUUCUUUGCAGACAAUGUAGGCUACUUUUUUGUCCUCUUUUUUUUUUUCUUCAUAGAAAUUCGAUAUGUGCGGUGGCAUGGGAUCUUCAGAAUUUUCGAAGUGUUGACAUUGGUGAAGCUUUUGGUUCUUGGUUUUGUCACCAUCUCUGGCUUCAUUAAGGGGGACCUGCACAACUGGAAGCUCACAGAAGAGGACUACAUACAGGCUGGACUCAAUGGCACCUCUAGCUUGGGCCCUCUGGGCUCUGGAGGAUUCAUGCCUUUUGGCUUCCAGGGGCUUCUCCGAGGAUCAGCUUCCUGUUUCUAUGCAUUUAUAGGUUUCAGCAUUAUUGUUACCAGAGUCGAAGAAUCACACAAUCCUCAGCGUUCCAUCCCCAUGGGCAUUGUGGUUUCACUGCUCAUCUGCUUUUUGGUGUAUUUCGGUGUCUCUGCGGCACUUACACUCAUGGUGCCUUACUACCAGCUUCGACCUGGGAGCACCUUGCCUGAGAUAUUUCUCCAUAUUGGCUGGGCCCCUGCCUACUAUGUUGUAGUUAUUGUAAUACUUUGUAAUGUUUUUGUCUACGCCUCCUGGAACUUUACAUACCCCAUACGUCGGGUGAUAUCCAUGAUGGCAGAGGAUGGCCUCCUGUUCCCUGUUCUUGCCAGGAUCCGUACUGGCACAUAUGGCCGUAUCGCAGCCAUUGUGAUCAUUGCCACUAUUGCAGCAAUAAUGGCAUUCUUCUUUGGACUCACUGAUCUUCUGGACCUGAGGUCAAUUGGGACCCUGAUAUCUUAUUCCCUGGUAGCUUUGGGUGUUCUCAUCAUCAGGUAUCAGCCUGAGAGGACAGGAAAUGAAGCACAGGUGCAGGAGGAGAAUGGACCUGCAGCAGAGAAGCUGACUCUACAGGGACUCUUUUUUCCAGGCAGCCCCACCCCCACUCCACUCUCUGGCCGGGUUGUCUAUGUUUGCUCCUCACUGCUUGCUCUGCUGCUGACUCUCCUCUGCCUGGUGCUGGCCCACUGGCCAGGUCUGCUUUCUGGAGACCCAGGUCCGAUCACAGUGGUCGUGCUGCUCCUGGCACUCAUCACUGGGAUCACUGGGGUCAUCUGGAGACAGCCACAGAGCCCCACUCGCCUUUCCUUUAAGGUCCCUGCUCUGCCUCUCCCACUCCUGAGCAUCUUUGUGAAUGUCUCCCUUAUGAUGCAGAUGACAGCUGCCACCUGGCUGAGAUUUGGUGUCUGGAUGCUGAUUGGGUUUGUUAUCUACUUCAGCUAUGGGAUCCAGCAAGCCUGUUCGCUUAACCGCACUUAAGGGCCCAAACUGUAGACUUUGAGCUCAGCAGUGCCAGUACAUAUUUGGCCUGACGUCAUUAAACCUGAAUGUGGUCUGGUCACCUGCACAAUAGUGGUAGUACUCUUUAGCACAUAGAAAUUUAGGGCUCCUAUGAGAUUUUGGUGGGGGAACUGUAAUAGAGCUCUGUAUUUUUGGUACAGUGAAGGAUGUGUCUUGGCUCUUUCUCUCUCUUUUUUUUUUAUCUUUCUACUUUUUAGGUGUGUCUGUAGCUGCUUACUGGCUUUUACAAAAUUAGUAUCAAAAUAAAGUUGAAAUAGUGUUUUCCUUUUCUUUGGUUAAAUAUCCACUAAUGAAGGGAGUGCCUAGCUGGCUCAGUCAGUAGAGCACUGCUCUUGAUCUCAGGCUGUUGAGUUUGAGCCCCACA